Myotis myotis is the source of this 1302-nucleotide messenger RNA. RefSeq names its product leukocyte immunoglobulin-like receptor subfamily A member 6. Gene Ontology annotation, molecular function: inhibitory MHC class I receptor activity. Gene Ontology annotation, biological process: cytokine-mediated signaling pathway. NCBI's taxonomy places the organism in Eukaryota, Metazoa, Chordata, Mammalia, Chiroptera, Vespertilionidae. The transcript has 5 exons. The record is from RefSeq and is a predicted model, not a curated record.
GGACUGAGGGUGAGAAUGUCUUGUGACCCUGACACAGGCUUUCUUCCAGAGACCCUCCCCAAGCCCAUCCUCUGGGCUGAGCCAGGCCCUGUGAUCCCGCGGGGGAGCCCUGUGACCAUCUGGUGUGAGGGGACCCCAGGGGCUGAGGAGUACCAUCUGGAGAAAGAGGGAAGCCCAGCACCAUGGAAAAGACAGAAGCCACAGGAGCCUGGGGACAAGGCCAAGUUCUCCAUCACACACAUGACAGAGCAUGAUGCAGGGAUAUUUCGCUGUUACUCUCUCAGCCCUGAUGGCUGGUCAGAGCCCAGUGACCCCCUGGAGCUGGUGGUGACAGGAUCCUACAGCAAACCCAGCCUCUCAGCCCUGCCCAGCCCUGUCGUGACCUCAGGAGGGAACGUGACCCUCCAGUGUGGCUCAGGGCAGGGAUUUGCCAGGUUCAUUCUGACUAAGGAAGGAGACCACAGGCUCUCCUGGACUCUGGACUCAUAGUGACAGCCCAGUGGGCAGUUCCAGGCCCUGUUCCCUGUGGGCCCAGUGAACUCCAGCCACAGUUGGACAUUCAGAUGCUAUGGCUGUUACAGGAACAGCCCCCAGGUGUGCUCAAACUCCAGUGACCCCCUGGAGCUCCUGGUCCCAGGUCAGUCUGGGAAGCCCUCCCUCCUGAGCCAGCAGGGCCCCAUCGUGGCCUCUGGACAGAACCUGACCCUCCAGUGUCGCUCUGAUGUCAGCUAUGACAGAUUCGCUCUGCACAAGGAGGGGGGAUGGGACCUCCCCCAGAGCCUUGUCCUGCAGCCCCAGGCUGGGCUCUCUCAGGCCCACUUCCCCCUGGACACUGUGAGCAGCUCCCACGGGGGCCGGUACAGAUGCUACGGUGGAUACAACCUCUCCUCUGAGUGGUCGGCCCCCAGUGACCCCCUGGACAUCCUGGUGGCAGGACACCUGCCUGACAGACCCUCCCUCUCGGUGGUGGUGCAUUCAGGAGCCAGGAUGGCCUCAGGAAUGAAUGUGACCCUGCUGUGUCAGUCACAGAGCCCGAGGGACACUUUCCUUCUGUCCAAGGAGGGGGCAGCCGAUCCUCCCCUGCGUCUGAGAUCAGAGCACCGAGCUCAGCAGUUCCAGGCAGAGUUCUCCAUGAGCCCUGUGACCUCAGCCCACGGGGGCACCUACAGGUGCUACAGUUCACUCAGCCCCUCCCCCUUCCUGUUGUCACUCCCCAGUGAGCCCCUGGAGCUCCUGGUCUCAGGAGCAGCCGACACCAUCAGCCCAUCACAGAACAACUCAGACCCCAAGAGUGGUGAGUAG